AGAACAUGCAAACCAGAGUUGUGUCCCAUACAUUGACUCAGCAUGUUUCUGCCACUACCAGUAUUGUACCAGUACUUGUGUCUUCACUACAAGAGCCACACAGAGAAAUACUAACAUAUGCAAUGCUGGACACACAAAGUGACUCGACGUUUGUGUUAGAAGAUGUAAUUGACAGACUGAAUGUGGAUUUCCAUCCAACAAAGCUGAAACUGAGUACUAUGACUGCUGUCGACACAAUCAUUUCCAGCAAGAGUGUUCAUGGUCUACAAGUUCGAGGACUUAACUCUGAGAGUCGCAUCCAACUACAUCAAGCUUAUAGCAGAGAUUUUAUCCCAGUGGACAAGUCUUAUAUUCCGACGAAAGAAACUGCAUUAAUGUGGCCCCAUCUCAGAAACUUGGCAGAUAAGUUACCUCCCGUUCAGGACUGUGAUGUAGGGCUUCUCAUUGGAUACGACUGUCCAGCUGCUCUAGCUCCACUUGAAGUUAUAACAGGUGAUAAAAACCAACCAUUUGCACAGAGAUCAGAACUAGGAUGGAGUAUAAUAGGCUCAUCAAACCCCCACCUAGACAGACAAGGAGGUCAAAGUUUUGUGCAUCGACUCACAGUAAAGGAGCUACCAAGCCCGUCUUCAACUGACAUUUUAAAGGUCUUAGAGUCGGAUUUUACGGAGAGAAGUUACGAAGAAAAAUAUGUGUCCCGAGAUGAUGUUAAUUUUAUACAGUUUCUCAGUAACAACAUCACACAGAGGGAUGACGGGCAUUAUGAAAUGCCUCUUCCGUUCAAAGGCAACGACCCGCCUAACCUACCAAACAACAAAAGACUAGCCCAAGUUCGCCUGCAGGGUCUUAAGAAAAAAUUAAAGACCAGCAAACAAUACUAUGAGCAAUACAAAACAUUCAUGGAAGAAACCAUAAAUAAGGGUGAUGCAGAGCCUGCCCCUACAACAUCUGAAGGAGAAACAGAGUGGUACCUUCCACAUCAUGGCAUCUACCAUCCCAGAAAACCAGAUAAGCUGAGAGUUGUUUUUGAUUGUUCAGCCAAAUUCCAUGGUGUUUCUCUUAACGACACAUUGCUUACUGGGCCUGAUUUAAUCAAUCCUUUGGUAGGAGUACUAUGUCGCUUCAGGAAGGAGACCAUAGCUAUAAUUUGUGACAUAGAAAGAAUGUUUCACCAAUUUUCUGUCACUCCUGAAUCCAGAAAUUAUCUCAAGUUCCUCUGGUGGAAAGAUGGAGAUUUGGAGAAAGAACCACAGGAGUUCAGAAUGACAGUUCAUCUCUUUGGAGCUGCUUCAUCUCCAGGAUGUGCCAACUUUGGGUUAAAGCAUCUGGCACAGCAACACAAGGCUAACUAUCCUCAGGCAGCCACAUUUAUUGAGAAAAACUUUUAUGUGGAUGAUGGCUUAGUCAGUGUGCCAUCAGUUGAGGAAGCCAAGAAACUGAUCAUUGAAUCACAAGAGUUGUGUAAGAAAGGAGGCUUAAGGCUUCAUAAAUUCAACUCAAACAAGGAAGCUGCUCUCACAUGCUUGGAUUCUUCAGAAGUAGCAGCAGCCAUCGAGCCCCAUGGUUUGGAUCCAUCCUCAUCUGAGCGUGCACUCGGGAUUCAGUGGUUGAUAAAAAAUGACACCUUUGUUUUUAACAUCGGCUUAAAAGAUCAAGCUUCAACCCGCCGCAGCUGCUUGUCCAUCAUUGCUUCACUUUAUGACCCUCUCAGAUUCAUUGCUCCAUUCAGCCUUAGUGGAAAACUGAUUCUUCAAGAGCUUUGUCACCGAGGCAUAGGAUGGGACGAUCCUCUCCCAGAAGACAUAAAGCCACGGUGGGAGAAAUGGACAAAUGAUCUACUGAAAUUGAAAGAGAUCUCAAUUCCCAGAUGUUAUCACCCCCCUGACUUCCACAACAUUGUCAGAGUAGAGCUGCACCAUUUUUCUGAUGCUAGCUGUGUAGGAUAUGGUGCAUGUUCUUACCUGAGAUACAUAAAUGACAAGGAUGAAGUCCACUGCAGUCUUGUGAUAGCAAAGGCAAGGGUUGCUCCCUCAAAGAUCACAAGUAUCCCAAGAUUAGAACUUGCAGCAGCAGUGAUUUCUACAAAGGUCAGUGUCAUGCUUAGAUGUGAACUUGACCUAAAGAUUGAUCAAGAAAUUUUCUGGACUGACUCACGAGUUGUACUAGGGUACAUCAAUAAUGAUGCUCGCAGGUUCCACAUAUUUGUUGCCAACCGUGUUCAACUGAUUAGAGAUAACAGUGAUCCUAAUCAGUGGCAUUAUGUUGAAACGUCAGAAAACCCGGCUGAUCAUGCAUCCAGAGGUCUUUGUGCUUCAGAUAUUCAUUCGACAAACUGGCUGCAAGGACCAAGGUUUCUUUGGGAGCAUGAGUUACAACUGACGACCAGCACUCCAACGGAAUUACUAGUCGGUGAUCCUGAAGUCAAGACAAUUCAGGUGCUCGCAACUGAUGUCAAAUGUAGUAAUGAUAUCCUCAAUCGCCUGAAUCGAUUUUCCUCUUGGACAACACUCCUCAAGGUAGUUGCCAGAAUCAAGAGACUAGGUUCAAAGCAACAACAUGGCGAACAUGUGACUGUUGACGAACGUGAAAAGGCUGCUGAAACAGUGAUUAAGAUUGUACAACAACAAACCUUCCCAAAUGAAGUAAAAUUGCUUAAAGGUGAAAAGAACAUUCCAAACACCAGCGCUCUUUUCAGUUGUGAUCCCAUCUGGUCUGAAGGGCUUCUUUGUGUCGGUGGAAGAUUAAAGCAGUCAUCUCUCUGUCUUAAAGUCAAACACCCAGUGAUACUACCCAACAACAGUCAUAUUACUAAGCUGAUUGUGUCCCACUACCAUGCUAAGACAUGUCAUCAGGGUCGAGGCCAGACACAAAUGGAACUUAGAACCAAUGGCUUCUGGGUCAUUGGUGGGAGUAAGUUGGUGGCCAAGAUGAUACGCGAUUGUGUGUUUUGCAGAAAACUUAGGCGGCCAACAGAAAAGCAGAGAAUGGCUGACCUUCCUAAAGAACGCGUCGAAUCCUCUGCACCUUUCACAUAUAGCGGCAUGGACUGUUUUGGCCCUUUCAUUGUGAAGAAAGCCCGCAAAGAAUACAAAAGAUAUGGUCUAAUUUUCACAUGUCUCUACUCUAGAGCUGUCCAUAUCAAAAUGCUCGAAGACCUGUCGACUGACUCUUUCAUAAAUGCACUGAGAUGCUUUAUCAGUAUUAGAGGAGCUGUAAGACAACUGCACUGUGAUCAAGGCUCUAAUUUUGUUGGUGCCAGGAACGAGUUCACACAAGCACUGAAACAAUGUGACACUAAGUUACUUGAAGUUUUCUUGACGGACAAACAGUGUGAAUUUGUUUUCAAUUCCCCCUCUGCCAGUCAUGCAGGUGGUAUCUGGGAAAGACAGAUCAGAACCAUCAGAAAUGUGUUGAAUGCUACUUUUGCACAGUGCUCAGGCCGACUCGAUGACGCCUCCCUCAGGACAUUGUUAUAUGAGGCAAUGGCUAUUGUAAACAGCCGCCCAUUAACAGUGGAUGGAAUCAAUGAUCCACGAGCAUUGGAGCCCAUAACACCGAACCAUCUCAUUAUGAUGAAAUCUAAGGUUUCUCUUCCUCCCCCUGGAGUGUUUGUCAAAGAGGACCUAUAUGCCACAAAGAGGUGGAGGAGAGUGCAGUAUCUCAUUGAACAAUUUUGGAGUCGUUGGAAAAGGGAAUAUUUGUUGAACAUUUCCAUGAGACAGAAAUGGCACUCAGCUCAGCGCAACCUCAAGAAAGGGGACAUUGUCAUUAUCAAAGACGACAACCUUCCAAGAAAUCAGUGGCAACUAGGACGAGUGGUUGAAACUGUUCAAGGCGAUGAUGGAUUGGUCCGUCGAGUCAAAGUUCAAGUCGGAGAACGAAAGUCCAAUUCCUCUUCCAAACUCUCAAUUAUUGAGAGACCAAUCCAGAAAUUGGUUCUUCUUUUGGAAAAUGAUGAGAAGUGAUAAACAACCUUUGUACAGUUUAUUCACCACGUUAUUCUUUUCUGCAGACAUGCUCAUUUAGUAGAGUCAAGAAAUCCUGUUCAAUUACUUUCCUCAUGUCUUCUUUUGUUCAUUUAUUGAGACAGGAUUUGGUGGGAGUGUAAAUAGCUACUAAAUGGUGAAAUUCUUCUUUUUGUUUAUUGGUACCACAGUGACACUUAGUGGUUGAUUUGUGAAUUUAUUUUAUAGAGCGGUAGAGUUCUUCUUCGCGUAUUUUUGUGUUAGGCACUUCCUGUUUGCUAACCACGCCGAGUGAGCGUUAGAGCCUAAGGAAAAGUAAAGAAAAUCUGUAAAAUAGCGCUCUUGGGAAGCAGAACGAGUUUUCACGAUGUCAGACAAGGAAGGUUAAUAAUAAACUGCACCCGUUUGGAACUCCCUGCGUCUGGCUGUUCACUCCUAGAGGCCGCUACACAAUAUGCCUCUGUGUUGCAUGCUAAGUCUAGAGCAGCCUAUAAGGACUGGGUUGCUAUAGAGAAGCCAAGAUCUGGAAAGACUUUGGAGCUUAAGAAAAUUGCAAAUGCUAAGCUUAAGAAUGCUGUCUGUUAUAUUAAAAGGAAUGAUCAGAGAAUGUGGGUAAACUCCCUGGCAAAUAAACCCCAUCACAAAAGUUUUAGAAUGAGAUAAAGUUAAUUAAUAGCAGUAAGCCUCUGCUGUCAACAAUUAUUGAGGGGUUACUGGAGAUAAGAAUAUUGCGGAAAUAUGGAGGAAGCAUUACUGUGGAAUUUUUAUCUGUGUAAAUAGUCAGAGGUUCAGUGUUGGCAAUAUUGACCUAAUGAUGGUAUGAUUGUAUGUUGCUAUUGAGCAAAUGUCAUUAAAUAAAGCAUGGGGUCUUGACCAUUUAUCAGCAGAGCACCUGAGGUACAUUAAUCAAGGAGUUCAUGUGUUACUUUGUGCUUUAGAAGUUUUCUAAAACAUGGCCUUUUACCUGACUCCAUGUUAUAAGUACUUUUUGCCAGGAGUAAAAUGAAAAACUGGGAAGAUAUCAAGUAUUGUUAAAUACAGAUCAAUAGCCUUGGCCAGUGUAUUGUCUGAACCUUUGGAACAUAUUCUAUUAGAAAUACUUCAAGAGUGUAUAACAACAACUGAUAAUCAAUUAGGUUUUAAAAGUAAGCUCAGUACUGAUUUAUGUAUUUAUUAAUUGAAAGAAAUUGUAAGUAAAUAUGAGACAGAAUACUUCUGUUUUUAUGUUUUUUUUGGUUGCAUCUAAAGCUUUUGACAGAGUUAACCACCAUAAGUUGUUUAUCAAACUGCAAAGUAGAGACGUCCCUGCAUAUUUAAUCAGGAUAUUACAUUAUUGGUAUCCUCAUCAGUCUAUACAAAUUACCGUAAGUGGAAUUCGAAGGUUUCUGAACCUUUUUCUGUAUCUAAUGGAGUCAGACAAGGUGGAAUUUUGUCUGGUGUUCUUUUUAUAUUGUACCUUGAUGAUUUCUCUGUUAAAUUAAAUCAGUGGUACCCAAAGUCAGUCCUUGAGGGCCGGCAUCCUGCAUGUUUUAGGAUGCUGGCACCUGGAUCAAAUGAUGGCUCAUUAGUGCCCAAGAAGAACAUUGACAUGCUGAAAAGGUUGUUACUACCACCAGGAGAACUAAAACAUGCAGGCUGCCGGCCCUUGAGGACCGACUUUGGACACCACUGAAUAAAAUGAUUGCAAGACUGGGUGUACGAUGGGUAAACAUCUUGUAAAUCAUUUAAUGACGAUCUGGUCCUUUUGUCUCCCUAAAGUGCUGGCUUGCAGCAGUCACUGCGGUAGUGGCUGCUGUAAGCCAGUCAAUAUAUACAGUACGCUGUGUAUAUUGUGUCCAGUUUGACAUCAUGUUUAAUCCCAAAAGGAAUGUUGUUAUGAUUGCUACAACUAAGGGGUUUAAAGUUUGAGAAGAUUAAAUAACUAAGUCUACUUGAGUUAUUUGCAGUCUCUGACAGUGUGGAUUCUAAGUUUUCCAAUGAUAUCAAACACAUGGAAAUCAAAAAAGAAGUUGUGUUGUGUGCAUUAACAUACUUUUUGGGCUAUUAGUAGUUUAGAAGCAUAAUAAAAGAAAAAUCGACUUGCAUUGCUUUGGCAGAAACAAUAAUCCUUGUAUGCAUUAUUACAUAUAAAAAUGUAUUUCAAUUGUAUUUAUUUAAAGAUUAAAUAAAAAUAUCAACAUUUGUUGACAUGCGAGCAGAGCUUUACAAGCAAGCAAAGUUGUAAAAGGUUUUCACCAAAGGAGAUUUUUUUAUGGCAUAGACUUGUUCAAAGAAAUUGAAUCGCUUAUGAAUGACACAUCAAUACUCUUAGGAGGUAUAACUUGGCUUCCUGUUAGGUAAAUUGUAUAUAUUGUUAUCAAAUAUUUGUUGUUUCAUGUGCCUUUAUAAUGUUCUUGUCUUAUAUGCCUUUAUUUGUUUCAUCUUAGCAUAAAGGAAGUUUCUGUGUUGUUGAAUUACUUUGAUUCCUUUCUCAGAAGGCCUCUCUGAGGAAGAGCAGAGACAACUGUUUUCAACAGGGUUAUCGUUCAACAGAAACCUCUGCAUCCUUGACCUGUUAGAUAGCUAUAAAACCAUCGCUGUGAAGACGUACAACUUGCUCUGUUUUACCCUGUGUCUGGAACAGAAUAAUCUAGUGUGUAGAUAUCAUGUGUUUUGUUAGUGACUAGCAUUUGCUUUGCAAUCAUGUGAUUGAAGUGUUUUCCCCACCCCUUUGAGACGCUCUCUGUAACAGGGAUCCUAACAGCAAUAAAAAGGGAGAACGGACACAUAUGUUUUGAGAACGGAAGAGAUGUGUGACUGAAAACAUAUCUCUGGCUGUUCUCCUCGCGAGUACAAAAGAA
Molecule: messenger RNA, 6805 nt
Organism: Xiphophorus couchianus (Monterrey platyfish)
Lineage: Eukaryota; Metazoa; Chordata; Actinopteri; Cyprinodontiformes; Poeciliidae
Exons: 2
Coding region: 6-3965 (1319 amino acids)
Biological process (GO): DNA integration
Molecular function (GO): nucleic acid binding
Source: RefSeq, a predicted model, not a curated record